This is a messenger RNA of Vigna angularis (adzuki bean), 1306 nucleotides long. RefSeq names its product 2-oxoglutarate-dependent dioxygenase 19. Bases 10 to 1170 code for a protein of 386 amino acids. The record is from RefSeq and is a predicted model, not a curated record. The transcript is spliced from 3 exons. Lineage: Eukaryota; Viridiplantae; Streptophyta; Magnoliopsida; Fabales; Fabaceae.
UCAACUUGAAUGCCAAGACCUACUCAUAUUUGGUCACUAUCCAACUUUCUCUUCAUUUUCAUUUAUUUAACUUCUAUAAUGGCUACAACAGCUUCUGAGGUUGGCCAAGUACAAUCCAAUAACAGAAAAAGUUUCACAAGCGUGAAAGCACUCACUGAAUCACCACAACUCACUUCCCUACCUCCUUCAUACACUUACACCACAAAUUCAGAUGAUGAGCAUGAGAUAGUGACAGACCCAGAAGAAGAUGAUCCAAUUCCUGUCAUUGAUUAUUCUCUCUUGGUCGCUGGCACACCUGAUCAACGGGCCAAAACCAUCGAGGACUUAGGCAAGGCUUGUGAGGAGUGGGGGUUCUUCAUGCUCACCAAUUACUUUGUGUCGAAGAGCAUCAUGGAGAAAAUGGUUGAUGAAGUUUUUGCUUUUUUCAAUCUUAGAGAGGAGGAGAAGCAAGAGUAUGCAGGUAAGGAUGUCAUGGACCCUAUAAGGUAUGGCACCAGCUCCAAUGUUUCAAUGGACAAAGUCUUGUUCUGGAGGGAUUUCCUUAAAAUCGUGGUGCACCCAGAAUUUCACUCUCCUAUGAAACCACCUGGGUUCAGGGAAGCAUUAGCAGAGUACAGUAGAAGAACCUGGAAACUGGGAAAGGAACUACUGAGAGGAAUAUCAGAAAGCUUGGGAUUGGGAGUUAAUUACAUGGAGCAUAGAAUGAACCUAGAUUCUGGUUUGCAAAUGGUAGCUGCAAAUCUGUAUCCACCUUGUCCACAACCUGAGCUUGCAAUGGGAAUACCCCCCCAUUCUGAUCAUGGCCUUUUGAACCUGCUCAUGCAGAACGGGGUUAGUGGCCUUCAACUGCUUCGCAAUGGCAAGUGGAUCAACGUCAGUUCCACUUCAAACUGCUUGCUAGUCUUUGUGUCCGAUCAUCUAGAGGUUCUGAGUAAUGGAAAGUACAAGAGUGUAGUGCAUCGAGCAGUAGUGAGCAACAAAGCUACAAGAAUUUCUUUAGCAGUAGUAAUUGCACCAUCCUUGGACACUGUGGUGGAACCGGCUAAAGAGCUGCUAGACAGUCAAAACAAUCCUGCAGCUUACAUUGGGAUGAAACAUAGAGACUAUUUGCAACUUCAGAGCAGCAACCGGCUUAAUGGGAAAUCUGUGCUAGACAAUGUUAAAAUCUGAAUUUGAAUCAUAUAGAGUUACCUCAAGCUAUUAGCUCUAAAGUUAGAGUUUGAAGCCAGUGUUCUGUAAAGUAUAAUAAGCAAGCCAAAGGGAUCUGGUUUUCUAUGAUCAUCUUAUGAGAACACAUCUGAUUCUA